CCUCCCAGCCGCCCUGCCCUCCGCGGCCUUGCGCCCGCCGACACUGCCGGACAGCCCGUUGCCGGACAGCCGACAGAGGAUGCGACGCAGCGCAGCUCAAGACGAGGUUUGACAUUGGCGAUGAAUCAGUAUCAAAACGGAUGUUCUGACAGAAAUCGUUUUCAGUGUUCUAAGAGCCAAAGCAUCUAGGCUGGAUGGAAUUUAGCAUCAGAAAAAGUCCUCUUUCUGUUCAGAAAGUUGUAAAGUGCAUAAAGAUGAAGCAGGCACCAGAAAUCCUUGGCAGUGCAAAUGGAAAGACUCAGAACUGUGAAGUGAAUCACGAAUGUUCUGUAUUCCUCAGCAAAGCUCAACUUUCUAACAGCCUGCAGGAGGGGGUCAUGCAGAAGUUUAACGGCCAUGAUGCACUUCCCUUUAUUCCAGCUGAGAAGUUGAAAGAUCUUACUUCCCGUGUGUUUAAUGGUGAACCUGGUGCUCAUGAUACCAAGUUGUGUUUUGAGUCCCAGGAAGCGAAAGGAAUUGGGACACCACCCAAUACUACCCCUGUCAAAAAUGGCUCUCCGGAAAUUAAGCUGAAAAUCACCAAAACGUACAUGAAUGGGAAGCCUCUCUUUGAAUCUUCCAUUUGUGGUGACAGUGCUGUUGAUGUGUCUCAGUCAGAAGAAAAUGGACAAAAAUCGGAUAAUAAGGCUAGGAGAAACAGGAAGAGGAGCAUAAAAUAUGACUCCUUACUGGAGCAGGGCCUUGUGGAAGCAGCUCUAGUGUCCAAGAUCUCAAGUCCUGCAGAUAAAAAGAUUCCAGUUAAAAAGGAGUCCUGUACAAACACUGGCAAGGACAGAGACCACUCAUUGAAAUACAACGUGGGUGAUUUGGUGUGGUCCAAAGUAUCAGGUUACCCAUGGUGGCCUUGUAUGGUUUCUGCUGAUCCACUCCUUCACAACCAUACCAAACUUAAAGGUCAGAAAAAGAGUGCACGCCAGUAUCACGUACAGUUCUUUGGUGAUGCCCCAGAAAGAGCUUGGAUAUUUGAGAAGAGCCUUGUUGCUUUUGAAGGAGAAGGACAGUUUGAAAAAUUAUGCCAGGAAAGUGCUAAGCAGGCACCCACGAAAGCUGAGAAAAUUAAGCUGUUGAAACCUAUUUCAGGGAGAUUGAGAACCCAAUGGGAAAUGGGCAUUGUCCAAGCAGAGGAAGCUGCAAGCAUGUCAAUAGAAGAGCGGAAAGCCAAAUUCACUUUUCUCUAUGUGGGGGACCAGCUGCAUCUCAACCCUCAAGUGGCUAAGGAGGCUGGCAUUGCUGUGGAGCCUUUGGGAGAAAUAACAGACUCUUCAGGGGCCAGUGAAGAAGCUUUUGCAAACUCCAGCUCCAUGAAAGAAGAGGGUGUUCCCAUGAAGAGAAGGCGAAGAGCUAAACGGUCUAGUUCUGCUGAGAACCAAGAAAGUGACCCUGGCACAGAAAAGAGUACUCCUCAAAAGAUGGCAGAGGCUAAUCCCAAGAGAGGAAUAGGAUCUCCUCCUGGGAGGAAAAAGGCCACCACUUCUACUCCACGGAGCAAGAGAGGAGAUGCAGCAUCCCAGUUUUUUGUCUUUUGUCAGAAGCACAGGGAUGAGGUUGUUGCUGAGCACCCGGAUGCCUCAGGUGAGGAGAUUGAAGAAUUGCUUGGAUCCCAGUGGAACAUGCUUAAUGAAAAACAGAAAGCACGCUAUAACACAAAGUUUGCCCUUGUGACCUCUGCCCAGCCUGAAGAAGACUCUGGUAAUAUGAGUGGGAAAAAGAGAAACCAUGCAAAGAGGACAGAGGACCCUCCAGAAGAUAUAGAUGUUGACGAUGCACCCAGAAAAAGACUCAGGACAGACAAGCACAGUCUUCGGAAGAGAGAGACAAUCACUGACAAAACGGCCAGAACAAGCUCUUACAAGGCCAUAGAAGCAGCUUCCUCGCUCAAGAGCCAGGCAGCAACGAAAAAUCUGUCUGAUGCAUGUAAACCACUGAAGAAGCGAAAUCGGGCUUCCGCAGCAGCAUCUUCAGCUCUUGGGUUUAGCAAAAGUUCAUCUCCUUCUGCAUCCUUAACUGAAAAUGAGCUUUUAUGGGAGCCCACAUCAGUCAAGUUGGACUUGAACUCAUCCGCCCUGUACUGCACUUAGAAUGAUGUAAUACCCCAAGAUGUCUGCUGCAGGUGGUGCAUCAUCGUAUACACUAAGUGACAUUUCUAUCACAAUCAUUUUAUGGAAGAUGUGUGAUAAUCUGUUUUUACUGGUAUUAAUAAACACAUACAAUGAAGAAAACAGAUAAAAAAUUUUAAGACCAAGGUAAGAUACCUAAUCAAGGCCAUGUAAUCAAUCACAUUCAUCUCAUAAUAGAAACACAUUCAUAUUCAAUAAUCAACCUAGACUUCAAGUUGAAAAGGAGGCCCUUCAAUCGAGGCUGUCCCAGAGCUGCAACAAUGACACCACAUUGAAGGGAUAAUCCUGUUAGAGGUCAUUUUUUUUCCUCUAGUUCAUAAUUUAAUGAAUUUUUAUGGAAAAAUGUUAGUAUCUGCUCCUUUAGAAACAAACAGGACACGUUAAGGGUCCUUUGUCAAGUAUCCUCAUUGCCAAUGAAAUGUAUUCAAUACUGUAGAUAUUAAACUAAUUUCCAACAUAAAAGGCAGGAAGAGUUUUGAUUCUGUCCUUUUUUACUCAACAGUUUUACUAUGACACUAGACACAAUAAAUUUUUAGGAAAAAAUACCAUUUACAGUAUCAUUGUGAACCAUUAAACUCUUGAUUCAGUGACUGAUGUCUAGAGAAUGCCAGUCAGGUUAUUUACACCAACCAUAUUGUCAGUUGCUUUGGUAGAACAUCAGCAUCAUGUUUUAAGUGUUGUGGUCUUGGGUGCCCAGCUGGGAGCAUACCUAGGCGCCCGCAUGUUGCAUGGGAGGAAAGGCCCCACUUGCCCUCGGUUCAAGAAGCAGAGCUUGUGCUGUACACAGGGCAUGUGAAUGGUGCCCAGGCCAAUCCCAACAGACUCCUCAGUGUUCAACCUGUGAUGAAAGUUUCUGAGUAAUACUUUUGUUCCAAACCAUUACGUAAUGUAAUGCAUGUACAAUAUGUAGGGUGCCUGGCAUCUUGCAAAGACUCAGUGGUUCACUGUUGUGACAGUAGUGGUUAUAACAAUAAAAAUAAUAAAAUCAACAUCAUUCCAUUUUUAUCCAAAAGUAUAAACUUUGCUUUGGCAUGAAAAGUGAUCCUCUUGACUGCAUCAUGCAUGUGGGGAUAAAAUAAACCCAGAAGUGGCAGAACCCUGGCUCUGAUUGUGUGACACAGAGUGCUAGACUGUGAGGCUGUGAAUUGGUGUGUCACUCAGCUGGUUCUGCUUGAAUGUAAUGGGAGAUGUGACCUCAGAAAUGGCCUAGGAGCAGACUUAGUUGUGCUAUUAAAAGACAUGAAAAAUCCCAGGUAAAUUUAAAAUUCUAAAAAUGCUAUUUUUAAAUAUGAAGAAAUUACGGUAUAGAAAAGUUUCUGAUUCAGGAAAUUAUCUCUCAUAGUAAAGAAACUAGCCUGAAAAGCUUUGAGCAAGAAUGAAGGGAUUUCAUUUGAAAUUAGAGCAUGGUGAAUUUUGAGUGAGUGGUGGCCAGAUAACAGAUAAUCUGUACAGAUACAGCAGUAGUCAGCCAGAGGACAGGUGAUUUGCUCUAUGACAGCAGGGAGGUGAGGACUUCAGAACCAACUGAUGGUAUAUAGUGCAUCAUCUGAGUACAGAGGGAGUGAGGGAAACAAGGGUAGGCAUUACAAAAUAUUCUUCAACUGAAUAGGAACAUAUGGCAGUGGUAGGGUAGUUAGCCUACUACAAUGAGAAGGAUAGUCCUACACAUGGUAGAUUUUUCCUGCUUCAAAGGCCAGCAGAAGUUUGACAAUGGAGGAACAAAGUUCCCACGAGGGUCAGUUUUUGGCCGCCUUAAGGUGAUGGAUGGCAAAGAGACUUUUUAAAAAGAGCUUAGGAAGGAACAAUAGCUUGUCUGCCGAGUUUAUAAAAAUUAUGCUACAAAUUCAUUAUGCUACAACUUUACUGUGGAGUCCUUCAUUGCCUAAAAAUGGCAAAUAACAAGUAACACUACCUGUCUUGUCUUAUCCAUUUGACUUUUAAACCAUCAUUUGUGUACCAUGCUAGCCUGGCAAGGGGAGGUAACUCUCGUGUAUAAAACUUGGAUUCAAGAGGUGAAGACUUGUUUGAAUGUAUGAAAGUUUCCGAUUGUAGCUGUUUUAACAGCGAGUCCUCUGUUGCACAGAGCAGCACCUCAGGGAGUACAUGUGCUGAAUGGAGGCCUAGUGCCCAGCAGCCAGGUCUUUUAGGUGCUUCUGAAUCAGCCUUCUGCCUCCCUAGUGACUUUUUCCUCAGUUGAUAAAAAUGAAUGUUGUCUUUUGAUCAUUUGGGUAUAGUUGCCAUUCAAGACUCACUUCUUUAGCACUAAUAAAAUCUGUUUAUAUGUGUAUUUCCCAAUUAUAAUCUCUGGUAUUUUAAGAGUUUACCCAAAAAACAACAAGAAAUCUUAGCAAAAUUUCUUAAGGAAAUAAAGUUUUACAGGAUCUAAAGUAGGAGGUGGAGCUGCAAAAUGCAUGAGGGAGUGUUUGCUGGCUACCUCUGAGAAGGGACAGCCUACUAGGUGGAACAGAGAAACUUCUAGAUCCACAGUAUCCUAAGGCCCGUCUCAGCCCAAAGUAUAUCUGAUUCUGGUACUUUAUUGUGAUAGUUCAUCAGAAGCACAGGAAGAUUUAAAAGACAGUUCUUUAGAAGCCGGACCAGGGAUUGGGCUUUUUCAUUAGCGGCAGAACAUGCCACAAGAAAAGCAAGGGAAAACAGUAAAACCUAAGCUACGAGUGAGAGGACUGUAACUCACACACUGAACUCAAGGUUGGUGCCUGCAGCCUGUAGGCUGGCCAGAUGGUCAAGGUGACUGCCACCUGUGAAAGGUCUGUCACUGAAAUGUCCUGCAAAGAAGGAAAUCAAGGUUAUAACUUAAUAUCUAGCUCUUCAAAAAAUAGUUGUUUCUGUGUGUGAAAUUAAAAUGAUUAAACAGUUCUCUUGAGAAUGGUCUCACAUAUAUUCUGGGGUACAGGGCAGGACUGGAUUGUGCUGUGCUAUCCUCCAACACUGGUAUACAUCCUAUUUAAGCCCCUGGUUCACUCAGUCCACUUGAGCAGAACUAGGAACCCUGGAUGAGUAGUUCUUUGCUGGCCUCAGUCACUUUAUGAGGGCCUGAGAUGCCCCAUGAGGCUGCAGUUCCCAUUUGUGGGUGAUGCCUAUCUAUUAGUUGCAAUUGAGCAUUGAGGUCAUUAAGACUUUGUAAGUUUGCUUCCAUCCUGUGUCAUUGAUUGUAAGGGACCACAUUUCUUUCUCACUCACAUCCAGAUGUGUAAGUUACUGAGCCACAUUAUGUCCUGCUGUCCAAGUGGACUUCAAUAAAGGGACCAAGUUAGGGCCCUUUGGAUCCAGUUGAUACAUUCAGCAUCUUAUGAUUUUAAAAUCGGGCAUUUCAUUACCUCAGUUCUUAAACAUCUAGAAAUAGAAAAAGUAAUCAGCAAGGCCUGUAGUUAUCUCUUACAUGAUAAAUAUAAAUUGUCUUUUCCUGGAGAAACUCAGAAGGGCUUUCCUAACACGUUCUCAAAGCUUUUACUGCUUCUUACUGACUUCUAAGGCUUUUGGGGUUUUGCUUUUGUUUUUAAGAAAUACAUUACUUCCUGUAUAUUUUAGGAGUUUUGGUGAUUGAAAUUGAUUUUGGUAUUUUAGCUACUGUUUUUAUUAUUUUAUGGAAAAUAUUAGAAAUUUUCACUAAUUUACCUGCCAGUGAUGGAAAAUGAACUGUCCUUUGCAGAUAGGAAAGUGCAUGUUUCCUUGUAAAGCAGGGGUGAGGGGCAUGGUCUCUGGGGCAUUUUCACCAGCAAGGGAGUCCUCAGAACAACCUGAUGGGCCUCAUCUUGUCAGAUUCCUGUGUGCUAUAUCCACAUUUAUAAUUCUUUUCUAGUCUUAUGUAGUUGUUGGGAUUUUUACAUAUAACUCUUUAGAAGUAUUUUGGACAUGCUAGCCAUCCAGGGGCGUUCUGUUUUCAAGAAAUGAUGGGUGGAAUGGGGUCCUGGUCUGGCUGCAGGAGCAUUAUGUAGCUGCAUGAGCCAAGGGAGCAGGCAUACUGGUGGCACUUCUGUUCUCAAGCCCUCCAGGUGAGGAUGCAUGCCCAUGACUGCAGCUGGCUGGACCAGGCCCCACCUCAGCCCACUCCCAGGGGGUAGCUGCUACUGGGAACACAGCUGGGUCAGUAGGACUUUGAGAGACCCACUUUAUCUUUGACAAGGGCAGGCCUUUAAGGGAGUAAUAGCUGUGUAAGCUGACCCUGGCCACAAGUCCCCCUUGAUCUUUGCUGUCUCUUACUCAGGCUGUCUGACUACACAGAGGCCAACAGGCGUAGAUUAGAUGAAUGUGAAGCACAAUGAUAUUCUGUGAAUUAGAAAAUUUUCAUGUAUUCAAUAACUCACCUGGCUUUAAAUUAGGAACAGCUAGGAAGGUUCUACUCUGUAUAACCUAGAAGGGUCAUUUUAAUAAAAUAUAUUUUAGAUGAUGGUUGACUUCUUUGAAAAUUAUUUUAAUUCUACUCUAAUACUUCACUGUGAUGUUAACUUGAAAGACCUGCUUGAGAUUAGUCUUUUAAUUUUAGACUCUAUAUCUGCUGAGCACAGGAUUCUUAUCAUUUGUAAAUCCAAAACAUUCUGUGAACGUACUUCUGUGCUUCUUCAUUUAUGAAAGCAUAACUUAAACAUGAAAAUAAUGUUGGUUUAUAGAAAUAUUUAUUGUUCAAGGUCUGUAAUUGUAUUUUAAAAUGAUGUAGUAUUCAACUUGUGAAGGGAUUUGUUUUGUCAAUUAAAAACUCAAUAUGUGUAUUAGCCCUUGAAAGGGGAGGGAGCUGUUUUGUGGCCACAGUGGGGUAGACUCCAGCUGCAUUCAUUGAAUCUUCUUGGUGACCAUAUAGCUCCUAGCAGUGGGUUGGAAGGUGUCUACCAGGUCACAUGAUGUUUGGUAAUGCCAUCUUAAAAGUCCCUGUAAUAGAUGGAGACUGCAUUUCCUGUCCCUUAAGGAAUGUGUGUCUGAGGCAGAAAGGCAAUUUGGUACUAUCACAUACUGAGUAGAGAGUGGAAUAAGUAUUGACAGGUCAAUAAAAUAUUGGAAAGUCAGGAACUAAGCUACUUGGAAAUCAUUGCCACAUUGUGGCCUUGGUGGACACAGGAAACCACAGGAAAGUUCUUGACAGUCCGUCCCAUCAGUCACUGCACUUUUCUUUUCUCAAAUACAUCCAGUUGGAUAUGGAAUAGAUUAUAGAUGUUGUAGACUGAGAUCUGGGACUAUAUUGGGAUCGUACAGGUGAUAUGUCACUUCCACAAAUGGCAUCUCCAAGUAAGCUGUCACCUGGUACGCGUGGAGGUGGAGCCUGAAGCUGGAGUGAGGCGCACACUCGGCUCUUCUUGCAAGUGGUUUGCUGAGCAGAGAGCCGAGGGACCCUCCUGACUGGCUAGAGGUCCGCCCACUCAUGGGGGAGGGUGUGGCGGGUGAAGGUGGAAUCUUCUACAAUCUGUCAUGGACUGUGAUAUUGUAAGGUCUAUAUUCUGUAUGUGGAUUUCAGACCCAAUCAGGAAACGAGCCUUAUGUGUGUCGUUGACAUUUAUAUUUCCAUUCAAAAUAUGUAUUCAGUGUUUAUUUCUUCAAAACAAACUUUGUUAAUUUAGGAAAUAUCUCCAAGUGGAAACGUGCUAACUUUCUGUAAAUCUUAAAUAAAAGGUGCUGUUCCUUCCUCUGA
Molecule: messenger RNA, 7812 nt
Organism: Jaculus jaculus (lesser Egyptian jerboa)
Lineage: Eukaryota; Metazoa; Chordata; Mammalia; Rodentia; Dipodidae
Gene: Nsd2
Product: nuclear receptor binding SET domain protein 2
Exons: 11
Coding region: 195-2138 (647 amino acids)
Biological process (GO): regulation of DNA-templated transcription
Cellular component (GO): chromatin; nucleus
Molecular function (GO): histone H3K36 methyltransferase activity
Source: RefSeq, a predicted model, not a curated record